GGGAGGUCGGCAUUUUCUCCUCGGCUUCCUUGGCGGAAGGCUUGCAAGGAAAGGAGGGUUCCGCGCACGAAGACGGCGACGGCGGCUUCUUUGCAUGUAGCUUUCCCUUCGCGAGAUCGCCAUGGGAUCCAAUUCCCCACGGCCAGGUGAUGCUCCACCACCAAAACCCUGGGAGCGAGCUACGACUUCAUCUGGACCCGCACCUUUCAAGCCCCCAUCUUCUGGCAGCACAAGUGAUGUUGUUGAAGCUUCUGGAGCUGCAAAACCUGGAGAGACCGUUCCAAAUACUGAGAGGAGUGUGUUGCCAAACAGAAACACUAUUGGGAGGCCGCUACCUCCAAGACCUUGGCAGCAGAACUAUGGAACUAGUUAUGGAGGAUAUGGCUCAAAUACAAAUUACAAUUCGGGCUAUGGCUCAGGCAUGUACGGUUCAUAUGGAGGAUUUGGUGGGUCCAGUGGGCUUUACAAUAAUAAUAUGUACUCGGGAUAUGGAGGGUUAUAUGGAAAUUCUGGAAUGUACCAAGGAAGCAUGUAUAACGGUGGGUUUGGGGGGCCCAUGGGUGGCUACGGGAUGGGCAUGGGUGGUCCUUAUGGUAAUCCAGAUCCAAAUAAUCCGUACGGCCCUCCUUCAUCGCCACCAGGCUUUUGGAUUUCCUUCAUCCGAGUGAUGCAAGGUGUUGUCAAUUUCUUUGGCCGAAUCUCAGUCCUUAUCGAUCAAAACACACAGGCCUUUCACAUGUUCAUGUCAGCUCUCCUGCAGCUCUUUGAUCGUUCUGGUGUGCUAUACGGUGAACUUGCAAGGUUUGUUUUGAGGUUACUAGGGAUCAAAACAAGGACCAGGAAAGACCCCCAACUGGGACCUGGUACACUACCCGGUCUUGAUGGGAAUGGGCAGCAGUACAUCGAGGGCCCGAAAGCGACCACUGGGUCUUGGGACAAUGUUUGGGGCGAUGAUGUUAGGGGAGCCAGUUAAGAUGCGGUAAGCUAAUGGUUAUGCAAGGUUGAAGCUCUAUGUAGUAUUCAGAGGGAAACAGCGGAUAUAUAUCACAUGUAUGAUCGAAAGAAUCAGUGAGGGCAUUUUCCAAGGAAUGUUCAUAUAGCGACCCUGAUGUAUGUCAUUGUAUUCUCAACUAUUUUACAGUUUGUUAGCUCAAGACUAAAUUUGCUAUUUGUAUUGAAAUGUAAUUUUAAAUAAUGUUUGGGCCAGGAGCUGCUUGAUAUCCCAAUUUUAGAGCUCUCUGCAGCUGGUUUACCUACUCCUAUGUUUUGCAGGAAUUUAAGAGCAUGUAAUUUUAGACUAA
Messenger RNA from Phoenix dactylifera (date palm), 1301 nucleotides. RefSeq names its product peroxisomal membrane protein 13-like. Lineage: Eukaryota; Viridiplantae; Streptophyta; Magnoliopsida; Arecales; Arecaceae. The record is from RefSeq and is a predicted model, not a curated record. Gene Ontology annotation, biological process: protein import into peroxisome matrix, docking. Gene Ontology annotation, cellular component: peroxisomal membrane; peroxisomal importomer complex; peroxisome.